AUGGAAGAGGUUCCGGCCCCGGCUGUCUCGGCUACCGUCCCACUGGAAGACGAUGAAUUGGACGAGCCUGACGCAGCCAUCUGUGUCACCCCGUCCAAUCGGCCUCCGACACCUAGCCCUACUCAAGCGCCUCCGGACGUAUCGCCGACUCCACCGACGACACCCGUUGAGGCGCAGGCCCGGAAGGAGCCAGUUGUGAAGAGGAGGAAGGCGAACACUCCCCCGAGUUCAACACCACCCAAGCCAACUCGCCCCUCCAAACCGCCGCAGCCGAGGACAGAACCAGAGGGAUGGUGGUCACUGCAGGCCGGCCGUCUCCAACAGCGUUACCAGCAGCUGGUGAAGACGAACCUCUCCGAUGUACGCCAUUUGAUUAGCCGCCCUAAGGAGCAGGCUUAUCAACCACUACCCGACGGACUUAACGAGGGGGAAUUCGCGGUGCACCGGCUCAAGAUGCGGGAGGGACAGAACGCAGUUUGCGUAACCAUCCGCCGGAAUGGGAAAUUCAAUCAAGGUCUGCUACUACAGGAGAUGGACAACCCGACAUUACAUCGUGUCCUGAAAACCGUCGCAGGUCCACACUACCGUCCAAUCACCAGGUCGCUAGCAGACUCCGAUUACCGGCAGUUCCUCCCGCACCUUGACAUCCAAGACUACAUCGGAACCCCCUAG
Messenger RNA from Gigantopelta aegis, 672 nucleotides. RefSeq names its product swi5-dependent recombination DNA repair protein 1 homolog. The record is from RefSeq and is a predicted model, not a curated record. Bases 1 to 672 code for a protein of 223 amino acids. The transcript has a single exon. NCBI's taxonomy places the organism in Eukaryota, Metazoa, Mollusca, Gastropoda, Neomphalida, Peltospiridae.